UAUUUUUUUUAAUUUAAAAAUAUGUGUAUAUUAUUCAUUUUCGUCGACACAAAUCCAAAAAAGGGCUCAUAUAGACUUAUAAUAGCCUCAAAUCGGGACGAAUAUUAUCGCAGGCCAGCAGAUAUAGCCCGUUUUUUUCCAAAUGAUAAUAUUAUAGCAGGUAGAGACAUGGAAAAAGGAAGAGAGGGGGGUACAUGGUUAGGCGUUUCGUUGAGAAAAUGCGAAAAAUUCAAGUUUCGUUUCGGGGCUUUGUUAAACGUUACUGGCGAAGAUAGAAAACAGAAUGCAAAAGGACGAGGAAAUAUUGUCAUGGAUUUUAUUAAACAUGAAUUAACCGGUGCCGAAUAUGUUAAUAAACUGUACUCUGACGAUACUCAUAAUGCAUUCAAUUUCGUUGCAGUCGAACUUAGGGAAGAUUCAGCAUCAACGUUUCACUUAAGCAAUUCUCCACCAAAUAUUGCUGAAUUUCAGGGUUCUAAAAUAUUGGGGUUCGGGAACAGUCCAUUAAAUUCACCAUUAACAAAAGUCAAAAAUGGAACAACACGAUUUUCAGAAAUUAUUUCGAAAUGUAAUAGUGUAAGCCAAGGAGAACAGUUAAAAGACGAAUUAAUAUCGUUGUUAAAGUCGGAAGAACGGCAUCUGCCUGAUCCAGAAUUGCAAAAGAGGGCGCCAAAUGCUUAUGAAGAACUAAGUUCAGUCUUUGUAGAAAUUCAAAAUUCGUAUGGUACAAGAACACACAGUAUUGUUUUGGUAACUGACGAAUGGAAAGUGGAGUUUGUAGAAGAAACAAUUGAAGAACCCUACAACCCUGAAGCACCUGUUUGGAAUAAACAAACUAUUAAAUCAAAUUUGUAGUUAUUUUUUUUUUUUGACAAAAUAGUGUAAAGGUUUUGGCUGUAUUUAA
Molecule: messenger RNA, 904 nt
Organism: Agrilus planipennis (emerald ash borer)
Lineage: Eukaryota; Metazoa; Arthropoda; Insecta; Coleoptera; Buprestidae
Gene: Tango2
Product: transport and Golgi organization protein 2
Exons: 5
Coding region: 22-855 (277 amino acids)
Biological process (GO): protein secretion; Golgi organization
Cellular component (GO): Golgi apparatus
Source: RefSeq, a predicted model, not a curated record